Molecule: messenger RNA, 613 nt
Organism: Caenorhabditis elegans
Lineage: Eukaryota; Metazoa; Nematoda; Chromadorea; Rhabditida; Rhabditidae
Gene: nlp-81
Product: Neuropeptide-Like Protein
Exons: 4
Coding region: 27-344 (105 amino acids)
Source: RefSeq, marked reviewed
UCAGGUAACAAAGCGAAAGCUGAAAAAUGCUGAAAUCUUCAAUUUUCUCCCUGCUCAUUGUGCUUUUAAUGGUGUGCUCAUUCGGAAAUGUGUCUGCAAAUGACCCGGCCGCUCGUCGGUUUUUACAACGUCAACGGCGCAUGGACAAUUUAGAAUUUCAACCGUCCGGGGAAAAUACUGAAGAUUUCUUCCUUCGAAGUGCGAAAUGGGUGAGCAAAAUGAACCCGUCCGGCGGUGCGUUGGUCAGUGGACGAGGUGGAUUUCGGCCCGGUUUUGUGUCGAGAGACUGGCGACAUGCGAUGGCUGAGCCGAAUUUUGUUAAGCGAUCCUACAACGACUACUGACCCCAUUACAAUGACGUCAUCAGUAAACGGGCGCUCCUUGCCACCAUCACCACCACCACCGAUCUCUUCCUCCACCAACCCAAUUCUCGUCUUUUUCUUCUCAUCCAUAUUAUCUGUGGUCCCGACAUUCCUGAUAGCUAUGAUAAAAAUGAUCCAAAUCCCAAUUGGCGACUGUGUUCCGCGUUGUUCCUCGAUUUUUUCACUUCCUAGUUCUUUGUCUAAAAUUUUUGGUUUUCUUUCGGAGAUGUCAAUGAAUUCGAAUUCGUGUU